Messenger RNA from Benincasa hispida (wax gourd), 363 nucleotides. Lineage: Eukaryota; Viridiplantae; Streptophyta; Magnoliopsida; Cucurbitales; Cucurbitaceae. The record is from RefSeq and is a predicted model, not a curated record.
AUGAAAACUUAUGGCAUUGUUCUCAUAACUUGUGGGUCUGUGAUAGCGGGUAUAAUGAUUUUACGGUGUGUUUGUAAGUUUGGAGGUCGUAAAAUAAUGAAAACAGUGACAUAUAUACCCAAUGCCGCUUCACAGAGGAACCCUGAUCUUGAACGUGGCCAACCUAAUAAGAACAACGGUGGCAUCACUAUUCUUGCUGGAGCAGCUGCUGGUUUAGCUACUGCUGCUGUUGUUACCAAUUUAGGCAAUGAUGAUACCGGUGGUGGAGGCGGUUGUGGUGGUGGUGAAGGAGGUGAUUCUGGUGGCGGUUGUGGCGGUGGUGGAUGUGGAGGUGGAGGUUGUGGUGGUGGCUGUGGAGGUUGA